AUGGCUGCUAAGCUUCAGUUUGGGCGGCCUAGCGCCGACGGCACGAAGAGCAUCGUGAAGCCGAUGAGGUUUAAGGUCACGGUGGAUGCUCAGAAGAUAGUGGAUUCGCUUCGCCCAGCUCUAGAGCCUCAGCUCGAUCGCAUUCGGUCUCACGAGGGUCGUGAGAUCUUGAAGAUCUUGGACACGAAGGUGGCCGAAGCCGAUGUGGUCGAGAAUUUCGAACUCUCGAAGGCUUAUGUUGUUGGAAUUCUGCGGCAAGGCAAAGACUUGCCGCAUGCAAAAGAACACUAUGCUGCCGUCCUCUUUCUUGGCUUCAACUAUGGCUUCUGGUCGGAGCAGUAUUGCAAGGGGCGAGGCAACAAGGGAAAAUUGAAGCUGAUUCCUCUAGUUUGA
Messenger RNA from Symbiodinium sp. CCMP2456, 393 nucleotides. The record is from the annotation of a GenBank genome assembly. NCBI's taxonomy places the organism in Eukaryota, Dinophyceae, Suessiales, Symbiodiniaceae.